CUCUAAUUGCAACAAGGAACGGCCGGAGGCCCAGGCCAUUUUUCGGCCUUCACUGUUUUUUGUUCUCAUUUUAUUUUUGCUUCUUUUUUCCCCCCUCCUGGUUAACCAUUUUCAUUAUUUCCAAAAUCGCUCGUCAUUGUUAACUUGUACCAUUUUCCCCGACAUAUGUCAGAAGAGAAAGCCAACUUCUCCACGUUCUGCAGCCAAACGUAAUAUUUAUGUCUGUUUGUAUAACAGUAUGUCAGAAGAGGAUGCCAACUUCUCCACGUUCUUCAGCAACUCUGCCAUCAAUUUCAUAUCCCAGCCCUUAUAAAUUCUAUUCAGAAAACAGAUUAAAUUAUAUUUUUCCUCAGUUGAAUUAAUUUAUGGGUGUGAUUACGAUGAAUUGGAUACGUUUGCAUGCACUUCUUCUUCUGCUACUCUUCAACAAUGGAACAUCACAGUCCAUCGUCAAGACUCUUCCAGGUUAUUCGGGUACUCUGCCCGUCACACUCGAAACCGGAUACAUUGGUGUGGGAGAAAACGAUGAAGUGCAGCUAUUCUACUAUUUCAUUGAGUCCGAAAAUAAUCCUAAAACAGACCCGCUUUUGCUUUGGAUGAAUGGUGGACCUGGUUGCUCUGGUCUAUCCUCCCUGGUCUACGAAAUUGGUCCACUAGCUUUUGAUGUGGUAGAUUUUAAUGGAAGCUUACCAUCUAUUCUCCUAAGGCCACAUUCAUGGACCAAGGUUGCCAAUAUUAUAUUCAUUGAUUGGCCUGUUGGUACCGGAUUUUCAUAUUCAACCACCACAAGAGGUUACUCUUCAACGGACACAAAAUCAGCAAAAGAUAAUUACACAUUUCUGAAGAAGUGGUUAUUGAAUCACCCCAUGUUUAUCAAAAACCGUCUAUAUGUUGCGGGUGGAUCCUAUGGAGGCAAACUUGUUCCCAUGGUUGCCAUGGAAAUAUUAUUAGGUAACGAAGCUGGAUUGCAGCCACCUUUGUCCCUCCAAGGAUACAUUGUUGGCAGUGGACUAACAGAUCCAGACAUUGAUUAUAAUGAAAGAGUUCCGUAUGCACACCGUGUGGCACUUAUAUCUGAUGAAUACUUUGAGCGAGCAAAAGUUAGUUGUAACGAAAAAUAUGUGAAUCAUGAUCCAAAAAACGAACAAUGUCAUUUAGCCCUUCAAGCUAUUGAAGAGUGUGUAAACCAGCUAAAUCUAGGUCACAUAUUGGAACCAAGAUGUAAAUUCCUAAUGCCAAAACCAGAUGAUUUUGGAUGGGAUCACACGUUCCUGGAAGACAAUUCAGUUGAUCACCUCCUUCUCCCAACAUCCAAAGAAGAUCGACUGUGGUGUCGCACUGAAAACUAUGCAAAAUCUUAUUUUUGGGCUAAUGAUCCAACUGUUCAAGAAGCUCUUCAUAUUAGAAAGGGGACGAUAGGAGACUGGACGAGAUACAACCGUAGCUUAUCUUAUAAACUCAAUCAAGAAAGUGUUCUUCAUUAUCAUAAAAUUUUCAGCGAGAAAGGAUACAAUGUUUUAAUAUAUAACGGUGAUCAUGACCUGGCUGCAACUUAUAUGGGUACUUUAAAAUGGAUUCGUAAUCUCAAUCUGACUGUUGAUGACGACUGGAGACCUUGGAAUGUUAAUGGCCAAGUCGCAGGGUACACAUUGAAGUAUAAGAAGAAUGAAUUCAAUCUCACAUUUGUAACAGUGAAGGGUGCAGGUCAUUCACCACCAGAGUACUACCCUAAAGAAUGCCUUGCAAUGUUACAGCGGUGGCUCUCAGUACGUCCUAUAUAGAUAUUGAUACAGAUAGGGGUUCAUUUGUAGUACCCUUUUACAAUAUAAUCUCAAUAAAUAUCGUGCAUUUUUUGUUCUGCUAAUCAAACUUGUUACUUUUAAGAGCAAUGUACCAAAAAAAUUAAAUUUGGUUAUAU
Olea europaea var. sylvestris is the source of this 1918-nucleotide messenger RNA. Its product is annotated as serine carboxypeptidase-like 18. Gene Ontology annotation, molecular function: serine-type carboxypeptidase activity; acyltransferase activity, transferring groups other than amino-acyl groups. Lineage: Eukaryota; Viridiplantae; Streptophyta; Magnoliopsida; Lamiales; Oleaceae. The record is from RefSeq and is a predicted model, not a curated record. Gene Ontology annotation, biological process: proteolysis; secondary metabolic process. The coding region runs from base 366 to 1781 and encodes 471 amino acids. The transcript has 14 exons.